AUGCUCAACCUACCAGAAGAGCUUCUUCACCUUGUUGCAGGAUAUCUCGCGUACAGUCUCACCUUCAUAGAGCGAGAACUUCCAGAAUUUCACUACAAAUAUGCAACCGAAGAAAUCCGUUCACUUUCCCUAGUGUGUCGCCGAAUGCGCCGAAUUUGUCUGCCAUUCCUUCUCGCAUUUGUGCGAAUUGAAUUUGAUUCAGGCAUAACCUGCUUCAGAGACCAAUGUUUAGCAAAUCCACGCUUUGCAGGGUCUAUAAAAGCACUUCACGUUAGCAGUAUUCACCUGAAAGGAUCUGACAUACUACGCCAACUACUUCCCCGUCUGCCUCGCCUCUCUUGGAUUCAUUUCGAGAGUUUCAAAAGUGACGUUUCGCUAUUCAUUGCCCUGCACUGCCGGGUUAACGUCAGAACAGUAGUCAUCGAGUCCGUACACCAUCUCACCUCGUCGGAUGCUUCCAAAGUCUUACUUCAUCGUGGCGAAAUAUACCAUCCUCACAAGAAGCUUUUGUGGGAGUCGCACCUGUCUCGCGGCAUGCAAGUUGCGCAGCUAACGAUACACCAGCCGCAUUUUCUUCACGAGGGUUUCCGCAGGUUCAGUGGCCUUCGAGAACUUGAUCUAAUCAUGGGCCGCCGCCCUGUUACCUUAUCCUGGCUUCCCGAGGUCACCUCUGCCCAUCCCCAGUUGCAGAAGAUCACGUUCCAGGACAGAUUCAAACACUAUUUUAGUCGUAAACUUACACUCCCAUUCAUUUCUGACUUUGUUGAACAAGUGUGUCGAGAGGAUGGCUUGAAUGAUGUAUUUGACCUUACGAGGCUCGUCGUAAGUCGAAAUACUCUCACUAAGCAAUCCUCAGAGCAAUGGCACGUUUCCGGAUUGAAGAUAGUAGUGCGAAGCUCGCUGGAUCGAAUUCUACCUAUCAUCAACUCUUCUUUUCCAAAGGUUUCAGUCUUGAGCCUUGAAUUUCAAGCUCAGGCUACGUAUCAUAUAGACAAUCUCAUUAACAUGCUUCGAAGAUUCCCAUCACUGAAAACAGUGGGCCUCCGCCAUGCGUUCAAUCACCUUCAUUAUGGGUGCAAGAAGCCAUGGACACAUCAAUGUGCAAUGGUCAUCAACCAGUCCAAGAAAACUCCCGCUGCCAUCAUGGUAGAAGCAGGAAUGUUCUGGUACACGACCUGCAUUGCCCAGGCUAUUUCAUCUGUGGAAGCUUUCUUUGUUUACGAGGAAGGUAUGAUUGGCUGUGAUGACUGGACUGCUGUCGGCUGGUAUACGGUGCAGAAUGUGCCCGAAAGUCGUGCUCGAUGUGUCAUUGGGGAGCUUGAUAGUCGAAAGGGAUUUUGUAAACGCUGUGAAAUCUGA
Molecule: messenger RNA, 1359 nt
Organism: Lentinula edodes (shiitake mushroom)
Lineage: Eukaryota; Fungi; Basidiomycota; Agaricomycetes; Agaricales; Omphalotaceae
Exons: 3
Coding region: 1-1359 (452 amino acids)
Source: RefSeq, a predicted model, not a curated record